AUGGGAAACUGCCAGGGCACGCAGACGGUUGAGGUCAAGAAUGAGGUGCAGGUUGCCGAGAAGCACCCUGCGAUGGCCAAGUUGGACAGUCGCGCUAUUCAGAAGUUCGGGUGGAAGCCGGACAUGCCUGACCACCGUGACCUCCACGUUACUUUCGAGACGGUGGAGGCACCAAGCUCUAUCAAGAAGAAGGCGGAGGGCACCAAGGAGACCGUGGACUUGCGUCCGCAGAACGGCGGCUUCCCCAUUUUCAACCAGGGACACUUGGGCAGCUGCACAGCGAAUGCCUUGGCGGCUGCCUUCCACUUCACCCUGCACAAGAUGACUGUGGAGAACGACAAGGACUUCGCUGACUUCACUCCCAGCCGCCUGUUCAUCUACUACAACGAGCGCCUGGUGGAGGGAAGCGUGGGUCAGGAUGCCGGUGCCAUGAUCCGCGACGGCAUCAAGGUCAUGUCCAAGAUGGGUGUGUGUUCCGAGAAGGUUUGGAAGUAUGACGACGGCCCCUCCUUUUUCAAGCAAGAGCCAGAUCGCAAGGCAUAUGAGGCCGCCCAGAAGUGCCGUGUUAUCGGAUACGCCCGUGUCGCGCAGGACUUGAGCCAGAUGAAGAUGUGCAUCAAGAGUGGCUAUCCCUUCGUGUUCGGCUUUACAGUCCUUUCCAGCUUCCAGACUGCGGAGGUUGCCAGGACCGGCAAGAUGGUGAUGCCCCAGGCAAACGACCAGCAGCUGGGUGGCCAUGCCGUGACGGCAGUGGGCUAUGACGAUUUCAAGGAAUGCUUUAUUGUCCGCAAUUCCUGGGGAGAAGGCUGGGGUGACAAGGGCUACUUCUACAUGCCCUACCAAUACAUCAGCCACCCCAUGCUCGCCCAGGAUUUCUGGGCUAUCAAUUGGGUGGAGGGCUUCAAGAACACCAAGGUGGCAUCAAUCCGGGGCCCAUCGGCACCAGACAUGAACGUCCAGUCCCGUACUAUUCAGAAGUUCGGGUGGAAGCCGGACAUGCCUGACCACCGUGAUCUCCAUGUUACUUUCGACAAGGUGGAGGCACCAAGCUCUAUCAAGAAGAAGGCGGAGGGCACCAAGGAGACCGUGGACUUGCGUCCGCAGAACGGCGGCUUCCCCAUUUUCAACCAGGGACACUUGGGCAGCUGCACAGCGAAUGCCUUGGCGGCUGCCUUCCACUUCACCCUGCACAAGAUGACUGUGGAGAACGACAAGGACUUCGCUGACUUCACUCCCAGCCGCCUGUUCAUCUACUACAACGAGCGCCUGGUGGAGGGAAGCGUGGGUCAGGAUGCCGGUGCCAUGAUCCGCGACGGCAUCAAGGUCAUGUCCAAGGUGGGUGUGUGCCCUGAGAGCGUCUGGAAGUAUGACGACGGCCCCUCCUUUUUCAAGCAGCAGCCGGACAAGCAGGCCUACGAGGUCGCGCACAAGUGCCGUGUGAUGGGCUACGCGCGCGUUGCGCAGGACUUGAGCCAGUUCAAAGCAUGCCUCAAGAACGGCUACCCUUUUGUCUUCGGCUUUGCUGUCCUGUCUAGCUUCCAGACUGCGGAGGUCGCCAGGACCGGCAAGAUGGUGAUGCCCCAGCCAACCGACCAGCAGCUGGGUGGCCAUGCCGUGUGCGCUGUGGGCUACGACGACUUUAUGCAGUGCUUCAUCGUCCGCAACUCUUGGGGAGAAGGCUGGGGCGACAAGGGCUACUUCUACAUGCCCUACGAGUACAUGUGCCACCCCGCCCUUGCCUCCGACUUCUGGGCCAUCAACUGGGUGGAGGGCUUCAAGAAUGCUGCCGCGAAGCCCGCCCCGAAGUGA
This is a messenger RNA of Symbiodinium sp. CCMP2592, 1809 nucleotides long. Lineage: Eukaryota; Dinophyceae; Suessiales; Symbiodiniaceae. The record is from the annotation of a GenBank genome assembly.